UCAUUAGAGAGAAAUGAAGGUGGUAGGGGUUCGAAACCCCUUUUGGGUGUGCCGCACUGGACACGGUCAAGACACGGCUCCGCACUCUCCCAUCCUAAACCCUAGACUAACCCUAUAUCUUUUCACGUUUUCUUCUCUUUGGCGCCGCACUCUCCCAUUCUGCAAUCUCCGCUUCUCGACUUGGCUUUCUUGCACUCUCUACCCUUCCGCUUUCAUCUCAUGCUCGAUUUCCCUUGUUCAGUUCUUUCGCAGCCAAAUAGACAUAUCUAGACUAGUUCUGUCCAACUCUCAAACAGUUACAGCUUUGCCUCUUCUUCUCUGUCACUGUAAGUUGUGGGAGCCUUGAACUUCAAAUCCAUCUAAGCUUUUGAAUUUGCUCUGAAGAAACAGCAGCAAGAUCAGCAUAUUUGACAAGACCUAUGAAAUUAAACACUGCCGGCUCUCUUUCCUUUGAGAAUAAUUAAACACCGCCGGCUCUCUUUCCUCGUAUUUUGAGAAGUAUAUAUUUAAAGUUUUGUUAACCGGAAGCGUUGGUUGUGGUGGAUCAAGUCGGAUCGACGCAGAUGGAACAAAAUCAAAUGGAAUUGGAUCGCUACCCAGCGAUGAAGCGGAUUCUAGACGAGUAUUGUGAGAUUGAAUCCAAACCCUCUGACGAUCGAGUCGGAUCGACGCAGAUCGAACAAAAUCAAAGGGAAUUGGAUCGCUACCCAGCGACGAAGCGGAUUCGUGAGUUUGAAUCCAAACCCUCCGACGUUCGAGUUGGAUCGACGCAGAUCGAACAAAAUCAAAUGGCAUUGGAUCGCUACCAAGCGAUGAAGCGGAUUCGUGAGAUUGAAUCCAUACCCUACAAUCCCUACAAUCCAGUCAAGCGUCAGGUCGAAGAGCUGAGGCUGUACCUUUUAGAGGAGUAUAGAGCGAUUCAAUCCAAUCCCUCCGACGAUUUUUACUGCCGCACGCUCGAGCGGAACCCAUAUGAAUGGCAAUUUGGAAUCAGAGGCGCUAGUGGAACUGAAUUCGAGGGUGGGAUUUAUCAUGGGCGGAUGCAGUUUCCGAAGGAGUACCCAUCCAAGCCUCCUUCAUUCACGCUUUUGACGGAAAAUGGUCGCUUCAAAACCCACAACAAGAUCAGGAUAAGGCGACUGAAUGAUUGGCAGCCAUCAUGGGGGGUGCGAGAUGCUUUAUAUGCACUUAUCGAUGAAAUGCCCACCUAUCCAGAUGGUGAAUUGGGUUCAGUAGAAUACAAUAAGGAAGAAAGGCGUGAUCUGGCCAUCAAAUCUCGUGCAGCAGCCCCAAAAUAUGGCACUUCUGAACGUCAGAAGUUAAUUGAUGAUAUUCAUAAAUAUCUGCUAAGCAAGUCACCACCUGUUCCUGUUCCCCACCUGAGCCCCUCACAGGCCUCCAACGGGACAGGCGGCAUCUAUGUCGUCAACGGCGGCAAUAUCGUCAGUGGGAAUACAUUUCAUGCUAACAAUUCCAAGGGGGUAGGAAUUUUGGAUUCUAUGAAUGCCUUCUCCGACGAAGGCCACAAGCUUUUACGUCCUUCUUGGCUAAAACUUUUUUGGUGAAGAAAGCAAAACUAGACGGCUGCGAACACGACCAAGAGUGAUGAACUGAGGUGAUAAUGUCUGCAGCGUAGCUUCUGUCCUGUAGCUGUAGUAGUAAAUUGAAAUUGAAAAUGUGCAUUAUAGUUUAAUGAAUAUUCUUGUUUAUUCUUCUUUCAUAUCAAAGUUAAAACCUCUCUGCUUCUAGUUAAUGAAUACACAAGGCCUUAUUUCGAUGGAUCCAAGUAGAAAAA
Molecule: messenger RNA, 1795 nt
Organism: Prunus avium (sweet cherry)
Lineage: Eukaryota; Viridiplantae; Streptophyta; Magnoliopsida; Rosales; Rosaceae
Source: RefSeq, a predicted model, not a curated record